Molecule: messenger RNA, 775 nt
Organism: Ipomoea triloba (trilobed morning glory)
Lineage: Eukaryota; Viridiplantae; Streptophyta; Magnoliopsida; Solanales; Convolvulaceae
Product: GDSL esterase/lipase At1g09390-like
Exons: 2
Coding region: 1-564 (187 amino acids)
Molecular function (GO): hydrolase activity, acting on ester bonds
Source: RefSeq, a predicted model, not a curated record
AUGGCUGUAGAUAAAAUAGAGAACCUGUACUUUCUAGGAGCUAGGAAAUUCUGGGUACACAGCACAGGCCCACUAGGUUGCUUGCCUCUAAUACUAUCAAGAAGAAACUAUUCCGCCGGAGAUUUGGACCGCCAUGGAUGCUCAAGGGCCGUUAACCGAGCUGCAAAGGAAUUUAACGACCAACUAUCCCGCCUCUGCCGCCAGGCCCGCCGCCGGAUGAAGGGGGUCAAGGCGGUGGUAUAUGUGGAUGUGUUUGCAAUCAAAUAUGACCUCAUUGCCAAUUCCUCUAAGUACGGUUUCAAGGAGGACCCUAUGAGAGUGUGCUGCGGCUAUGGCGGUGGCCGCUACAACUUCAAUUCCACCUCCCAGUGUGGCAGCAAGGAGUUUCAAGUGUGUGACCGGGUGUCUCAAUAUGUGAAUUGGGAUGGGAUUCACUACACUGAAGCUGCUAACAAAUUUGUUGCGGCGAAAAUACUUUCAACUCUUUACUCCACGCCUCGCCUCGCAAUAGCUGACGUUUUCUUGCCUCAAAUACCAUCUACUGAAUCUGAAUUAGUGAGCUAAGUCCGUGCGGAUCUGCUAGCUGACCCUUGCUUCAGUUUCAUGUGACACAAUGUAAUUAACCAUCCCCUAAUUAAGACCCCUUACUAUUAUUGUAGUAUGAUGAUGUCAAAAUAAAUGGAAAGCUAUAUAUGCAAGAGGUCUCAAGAAUGUAUGCAUGCAUGAUGCCUUCUUCUCUCUCUUAGAGCAAUCUCACAUAAUUUUUUUUGUUGAU